CAUCUUGUAGGGGUGUCUCAACGGUAAACAUAGGGAGGAGGAGAAGGGGCCGACUUGGUGUCGAAACAUGGACGACUCAAUGAUGGAAACUUACAAGGAAACUGCACACCGAUGGACUGAUGAUGAAACAAGAACAUUUAUUCACUUGCGGGCUCUGAAUGAUCAUCUUUUUACAGGCAAGAGGAACGCUGCCAAACACGGAUGGGAAACUGUAUUGAUACAACUAGGUCUGCAGGAUAAAGUCUCGAUCACACAAGCAGGGAAAAAGUGGGAAAAUAUGAAGAAAAAAUAUAAGGAAAUGAAAAAUCUGGCCACAGUUUCUGGGACAGAAUCCUUAGAAACCACAGCUGCAAUGUGGCGGUGGUACUUCGAAAUGGACGAUGCGUUUGGGAGUAAAGAUUCGAUUAGCCCAUCAGUCCUGUAUGCAUCCUCCAGCAUGGAUCAGCCAAGUGCAAGCCCCUUGUCUCCAGCCAGCAUGUCCUCUGCUUGUCUCAAUUCCAGCGGGACACCGGAGAGGUGUACCAGCACUGAAAUCCUAGACUUGUUAAAAGAACACGUUACAAAAGAGGAGCACUGUAGCCAUGCUGAGAACGGAUCAGAGGCUGUUGUUACUCCACAAGACUUUGCACAUUGCAGUCAACUUGAGUUGAAAAACAUUGAGGAAUCAAUCGCGGGCACCGUCAAGGAAGCUGCUCACAAAUGGACUGAUGGUGAAACCAGAAUAUUUAUCCACUUGCGAGUUCAGAAUGAUCAUCUUUUUACAGGCAAGAAGAAUGCUGCCAAACACGGAUGGGAAACUAUAUUGAAAGAGCUUGGGCUGCUGGACAAAGUCUCAUUUGCACAGGCAGCUAAAAAGUGGGAAAAUCUGAAGAAAAGAUAUAAGGAAUUGAGCAACACGACUAUAGGUUUUGAGUCAGAAUCCAAGCAAAACACAGCAGCUACAUGGCGCUGGUACUUUGACAUGGAUGAAGCAUUCGGGAAUAAAACUUUAAUCUCCCCACCAGUCCUGAUAGCUUCAUCCACUAUGGAGCAGCCGACUCCCCCGUCUCCCGGCAGCGCUGCCUCCUCUUCCUCAGCUUGUCACAGCUCCAGCCCCGAACUUCCCAGGCGGACGCCAAAGAAGAGGAGGAGAUCCAGCAACGAAAUCCUGGACUUUUUGAAAGAGCAAGCGGAAAAAGAAGACAAGCGGGAGGCAGAGGCACAGAAACGUGUUGAUCGGUUCUUGGAACUGUUUACAAAAUUAAUAGAUAAGAUGUAAUAGCCAUAAAUAUGACUAGGAAGCUGAGGGGAGUACAGAAACAGUAACAGCAACGGUCAUGCACCUGACAUGUGCCCUUUAAAUACUCCACAGCGUUCCCUAUACUAAACACUGGCUCAGUAAAUCGUGUAAUAUACAACCUGUUGGUGAAUUUUUUUUUUUUUUUUUUUUUUUUAAUAAG
Molecule: messenger RNA, 1439 nt
Organism: Acipenser ruthenus (sterlet)
Lineage: Eukaryota; Metazoa; Chordata; Actinopteri; Acipenseriformes; Acipenseridae
Exons: 7
Coding region: 68-1258 (396 amino acids)
Source: RefSeq, a predicted model, not a curated record